Struthio camelus australis is the source of this 5222-nucleotide messenger RNA. NCBI's taxonomy places the organism in Eukaryota, Metazoa, Chordata, Aves, Struthioniformes, Struthionidae. The record is from RefSeq and is a predicted model, not a curated record.
UGGCUCUGCGCUGGCUUCGCUGGUGCCGAGCCUGAGGUGGGGGUGCUGGGGAGCACGGCCCGGGCACCCUGACGCCGCAUGACUAACGCCAACAGAUGGGGCGUCCUGGCCGGGCAGCACCCAUGCUUGCCUCAGCACCGCGUGAGCCAGCUUUGGCAUCUUCGCUUUGUAUAACGGAAGGUAGCCAUACCCAGUCUUCUGAGAAACUGCCACGAAAUGGCCAUUUUUUUGGCUGGAGUCACUAUAGAAACCAAAGCUUGGCAGAGAUAUCGUGGUCUUGGCAAAACUGGUAUGCUGGUGCUGUCUCUUCUGCAGUAUUUUAGACCUUCUGGCAGAAAUUUUGUCUUCUGGCAUGAGACUUAUUUAAUCUGUGGCACGGAUUAUGGAUCGUUGACAACCCUUAGCCAUAAUGCAGCAGGCCAGGACUCCAGCCUGCUGUGAUCUAGCUUGCUGUAAUCCGCGUCACUGUUCGGAAGAGUGUUCUGGCUUUGAACAGUUGGAUUUUGCUCUGUGUUUAUAUGCUGGCUCUCCUUGUAGUUCAUGUCCUCAGGCUUUUCUGGCACUGGAAAGGUAUAGGCUUUUUUCACCUCUGCCUCCAGUCGAUCUUUUUUGGUAUUUUUUUUGUCCUAAUAUAUUUUGAAUGAUGUGAUUGUCACUUUAUGUCCAUGUAGAAAGCUUUCUUCCUAGUUAAUGUUAGCCUAGUGGUUUAAUGUGGUGGACUUGCCUCCUUAGCUUUUGAAGAAACAAAGAACUCUUUGUUACUAAAGAGUUUUUGAAAUCAGACUUGCACCAAUGGAAAGAAUGAGUGAAUGAUGAAUUUUAAAUGAAUGACCUUGAUUUUAUACCAAAAAAUGGAAUCCAAGUUCACACCAAUCUCUCUGGUUCCUUUUCUCACCUUGCAGAUCUUGAUUUUGUGCUCUUGACAUAGACAUUUUAGAUUUUUUUGUUGUUGUUUAGAUAAUUGUAAGUGAAAUGAGAAAGCAGUACAAAGAAAGGGAAGCUUCUUGGCCACUCAAGUGGACUGUGCAUAUAGUAUGUUAUGUGGUGGUUUCAGGCUCAGUUGCUGAGGCGCUGGAGGUCCUAGUUAGUGCUAAGACGUUUGAAUUUCCUCAAUAAUAUACUUAAAAUUAACAUAUGAAAUGUGAAGGCUAACUGUUGAAAGUGUCUGUUGUUUGCAUUUCUUCUAAGUGAAAUGAUAGUGUGUAUAUGUUGUUGCAGUUGCAAGUUACUUUUUAUUUGGGCAUACUGCUUGUGUUCUAUCUGUCGGUCAGAGUGCCUCAAUGCUAGAACAACUUAAAUUGAUCUAUUUUCAGAGAGUUAAAAGUAAGUGCGUGUCUAAAGCCUUUUGAAGAGCAGUAGCUGAAAGUAUUUUAUACAAACCUAGGAAGAUGCUAUAUAAACACAUAGUUUAGGAAAAUAAUAUUUUAAAUCUGGAAUUAACACUUCCAAGUUGUUGUAGUGAAGGCAUUUUUCCAUCAUCUGGAUGGAGGCCUUUGGAAGCACUGCCUCUUGAAGACUUCUGAAUGUGGCACAAAAAGGAGGACACCAACUGAAAACAAUGAGCCCUGUGAAAAGAAGAUGAAGGCACUACAAAAUACUGUGGAAGACAUCUCUAACCCACUGAAGGUUCUGGAUAAAAAAGAACAACCUCAGAAGUGUGAAAAGUCCCGUAUAUGUUUGCAAACUCUAGACAGAUUGAGAGAAUUCUCCAGUGAUUCAGACCAGCUAUGUAACAGAGUCCAGGAGGACAGUUUUCAGGAGAAAGAAUCUAUGAGUUUGGAAAAAUGCCCCAAUAUUAUGGGGAGAAGUUCAGAAAUGAAAAGCCCUCUUCAGUCUUGGGACACUAGUCCAAAGGUUGCACAGAAGGAGGAGUCACGCUGUGAUCUUAGUCAGUUUUCUGCAUCUCUUAAGAGUUAUGAAAAUACUCAAAAUACUUCAGAUGUAAGCCUUAACAAGAGAACCAAGAGCAUUUACACUCCGCUAGAACUUCAGUUCAUAGAAAUGAAGAAACAGUAUAAAGAUGCUGUUUUGUGUGUGGAAUGUGGAUACAAAUAUCGCUUCUUUGGAGAAGAUGCAGAGAUUGCAGCUAGAGAGCUAAACAUUUAUUGUCAUCCAGAUCAUAACUUUAUGACUGCCAGUAUACCAAGCCACAGACUGUUUGUCCAUGUGCGGCGACUUGUAGCGAAAGGAUAUAAGGUUGGAGUAAUAAAACAAACGGAAACUGCAGCACUGAAAGCUGCUGGAGAAAAUAAAAGCUCUCUCUUCACCCGGAAACUGACUGCUCUCUAUACGAAAUCUACGCUUAUUGGAGAAGAUGUGAACCCUUUGCUGAAGCUGGAUGAUUCUGUAGAUGUUGAAGAGGUGACAACAGAUGUCCCUGAUAACUACCUCCUCUGUAUCUGUGAAAAUGGAGAAAACUUAAAAGACAGGAAGAAAGGUGAUGUUGCUAUAGGCAUUAUGGCAGUCCAACCAACUACUGGAGAAGUCAUUUUUGACAGUUUUCGGGACUGUGCAUCUCGCUUAGAAUUAGAAAGUCGGGUUUUGCGCCUGCAGCCAGUUGAACUAAUACUUCCAUCCAGCUUGUCAGAUCAAUCUGAAAAGCUCAUCCACAGUAUAACCUCCAUGAGGUUACGAGAUGACAGAGUUAGAAUUGAAAGGAUGGAAAACCUCCAUUUUGAAUACAGCCAUGCUUUUCAGCUGAUUACUGAUUUUUAUGCAAGGGAAGUGCCUGAGAUUACAGGUUCUCAAAAACUAUCUAUAAUACUAAGCUUGGAUAAGCCUGUUAUUUGCUCUCUGGCAGCAGUGAUUGCAUACCUCAAAGAAUUUAAUUUGGAAAAGAUGCUUUACAAUCCAAGCAAUUUCAAACGGAUGUCAAGUGAAACUGAAUACAUGACAAUUAAUGCGACAACAAUGAAAAAUCUUGAAAUUUUACAGAAUCAGACUGAUAUGAAAACAAAAGGAAGCCUACUCUGGGUCUUGGAUCAUACUAAAACUUCCUUCGGACGUCGGAGACUGAAGAAAUGGGUAACCCAGCCUCUUAUGAAAUGCAGUGAAAUAAAUGCCCGGCUUGAUGCUGUGUCUGAAAUUCUCCUCUCAGAAUCCAGUGUGUUUGGUCAGAUUCAAAAUCUUCUUUGUAAGCUGCCAGAUAUAGAAAGAGGACUCUGCAGUGUUUUUCACAAAAAGUGUUCAACCCAAGAGUUCUUCUUGAUAGUCAGCACCCUGUCUCGUCUGGAGCUGGAAAUUCAAGCUCUUGUUCCAGUCAUACAUUCUCACGUGAAAACUCCCCUUUUACAAAACACGCUGUUGGAAAUCCCAGAAUUUCUCUCCCCAGUAAAACAUUAUUUAAAGAUACUUAAUGAAGAAGCAGCGAAGUCUGGAGAUAAAACCCAACUGUUCAAAGACCUUACAGACUUCCCUGUCAUCAGGAAGAAGAAAGAGGAAAUCUUGGAUGUGCUUUCUAAAAUCCAAUUACAUCUGCUGGAAAUACGUAAACAGAUAAAGAAUCCUUCUGCAGAUUAUGUUACAGUUUCUGGUCAAGAGUUUCUGAUAGAAGUCAAGAAUUCCCUUAUAUCUUCUGUGCCAUCUAACUGGGUUAUGGUUAGCAGCACAAAAGCUGUCAGCCGUUUCCACUCUCCUUUUAUUAUAGAAAAUUACAGACAUCUGAAUCAGCUUCGGGAGCAGCUAGUCCUUGACUGCAGUGCUGAAUGGUUAAAUUUUCUAGAUCAUUUUAGUGAACAUUAUCACCCUGUGUCUAAAGCGAUUGGUCACCUAGCAACUAUUGACUGUCUGUUCUCAUUGGCCCAGGUGGCUAAACAAGGAGACUACUGCAGACCAAUUGUGCAAGAUAAUCAGAGAGAAAUUAUUAUAAAAAAUGGCAGGCACCCUGUGAUUGAUGUACUACUGGGAGAACAGGAUCAGUAUGUUCCAAACACCACUAACCUUUCAGGAGAUGGUGAAAGGGUCAUGAUAAUAACUGGACCCAACAUGGGAGGUAAGAGCUCCUAUAUAAAGCAAGUUGCGUUGAUCACAGUCAUGGCACAGAUUGGUUCCUACGUUCCUGCGGAGGAGUCGAGAAUUGGUGUUGUGGAUGGUAUUUUUACAAGAAUGGGGGCGUCAGACAACAUUUACAAAGGCCGAAGUACCUUUAUGGAGGAACUGACAGAUACUGCUGAGAUAAUAAGAAAAGCAACCUCAAGAUCAUUAGUCAUUUUGGAUGAACUAGGAAGAGGAACUAGCACUCAUGAUGGAAUUGCUAUCGCUUAUGCAACACUUGAACAUUUUAUUAGAGAUGUGGAAUCACUGACACUGUUUGUCACUCACUAUCCCUCAGUUUGUGAGCUAGAAAAGGUGUAUCCAGAAAAAGUUGGCAAUUACCACAUGGCUUUCUUGGUGAAUGAGGAGGAAAGCGGUGAACAGAAAGGAUCUGAAGAUGGAGAGAAUCCUGAAUUUAUCACUUUUCUUUAUCAAAUAACCAAAGGAGUCAGCGCAAGAAGUUAUGGGCUAAAUGUUGCCAAACUGGCAGAUGUUCCUGAAGAAAUCUUGAAGAAGGCAGCUCACAAAUCAAAGGAGUUGGAGGGAUUAGUGAAUACGAAAAGAAAAAAGCUAAAGUCUUUUACUGAAGUGUGGAAGAUAAAUGAUUCUCAGGAACUACAGAGAUGGAAAAGUGCGUGUGAACCUGAAGAUGAAAGAAAGGAUGGUUUUUAAUCUUCCAAAUCCUGCUUAAAAAUGGAAGAUAGCGGAAAUGUAAAGCGUAGGUCUGGGAGUAAUAGAUUCUAUCAGGGUUAAAUUCUCAAUGCAUUGAGUUGACUUUUCUACCUUUUGAGAGAUAAGAGCAUUGUGAUACGAAGCAUAGCAUCCAUUUCCUGAUUGUAUGUAAUUUUCUCCUUCCACAUUACUUCUCCAAAGUGUUUUCCACUCUUUUGCUUAAUUGCAAAAUGUCUAUUGGCAUUGGAUUAAGUUUAUAACAUGUUUAGGAAACAUGAAAAUUAAGUUCCUAAAUUAUUAGAUAAUACUUUUAUUAAUAAAAAACUGUCUUUUAACUUUAUUGUGCUUUGAUUUCUAAGGAAAUAUUUCUCUGCAUUGGGAAAAAUGUAGCUGAGUCUUCAUUGACUGACUAUCUCUGUUAUACUGCUGUGCAACCUGUAAGCAUGAAAUACCAUAAGGAGACAUUAUUUUUUGUUCUAGUAUUAAUGCAUUUUAAAAUUCUCUGUUUUGGUAGAGCA